GCUACGCAUGGCCACCAUCUCUCAUCUCACAGUCUGCUGAUAAAGCAGACCCGACUCAUGAAUUCCCCCCGCCUGGCUUCGGCAUCGCGUCUCCAUCGCUCUCUCCAUCGCCCCUUCUCGAGCUCAAUGUACCACUCCGCCCGCCGCCCCUUCAAGGAAACCGAGGCCGAGCGCCCCGCGUUCGACCGCGAGCGGACUUUUGACCUGACCAAGGCGCCUGAUACCGAGUUCAAGGCGGGGCAGGGGCUCAACGACCUCCCCAACGCGCCCAAGUUCGCAGCUGAUGCUGGGGAGUGGCGCAACAUCGUCCCCGAGACGCUCGGGCUCGCGGAGCGGUACAAACUGCUCGUUACAGCCAUCACGCCGCGCCCGAUCGCCUUUGUGUCGUCCGUAAACGCCGAGGGGGAAGCGAAUCUCGCGCCCUUCAGCUACUUCAACAUGGUGUCGCACAACCCGCCGACGGUCAUGGUGUCUAUCCAGAACAACCCCGCAGGUCGGGAUGGGAAGAAGGACACCACGUUCAACAUCCUCCAGACUAAGGAGUUUGCUGUUAGCAUCAUCUCAGAGCCGUUUGUCGAGGCCGCCAACUACACGGCGAUUGACACGCCGCCUGGGACGGACGAGUGGGCGCUGGCAGGGCUCACGAAGCGCAAGUCUGACACGAUCAAGCCCCCAUUUGUCGCCGAGUCGGCGUUCUCAAUGGAGUGCGAGUUGUCCCAUUCACACGAUAUCGUGAGCGAUGACAAGUCGAUCAUCUACACCAUGGUGCUCGGACGCGUCAAGAGGAUCCACGCGCGAGAGUUUAUCUUUGAUCCAAACGACAAGUACCGCGUCAUGCCAGAAGCACUGAUGCCCGUCGCGCGUCUUGGUGGAUUGAGCUUCGCGCGCGUCGUCCAGGGGUACGAUCUGGCGCGCCCUCGCUGGGACGACGUCAAGGACACUGAUGAGGUCAAGACGGCGCUCGGUAAGCUGUAGAGCGCUGAGACAUGUCGAUCGAUGGUCUGUUCCUGUCCUGUCCUGGUCUCGGCCACUAGCGAGCUGAGAAGUCGGAUAGUGUCAGCCAAUACCGCACCUCCUCUGCCCCACAAUGAUGAUGAUAUCCGAGAUGAUCAACCGUUUGAUUGGACAAGCAAUGCUUGUCGUCGCCCUCCCGCCGGUGCUGUUUGAUUAUGCAUCCAGACCUCCAGCCAGCUCCGGGGGUAGUGGGCCCCAUCACAUUGCCCCUCGGGGUCGCCAAGACCGCCCCACACCCUUGCCCACACCACACGCGAGUUUCUUGUCUGAUCAACAACAAGACAUGGCGAGGAUCAGCAAUUGUUCCAGCAGAUACCAAAGCAGUCUGUGCACGCCGUCGGAUACACCGCGUCGGAGAGCGAAGGGCGUUCGAUUGUGCAAGUGGAGGU
Molecule: messenger RNA, 1403 nt
Organism: Cutaneotrichosporon oleaginosum
Lineage: Eukaryota; Fungi; Basidiomycota; Tremellomycetes; Trichosporonales; Trichosporonaceae
Molecular function (GO): FMN binding
Source: RefSeq, a predicted model, not a curated record